GUGAAAAUUCUGCAAAGCCUUGUGGAUGUUGUUGUUCUUUUCCUCGCUCACUGUGUUACAUAAAUAUUUUAAGUGAAACAUAAAAGUCAUCGCUUUAAUGUCAGCUGCGAUUAUUGUGGCUGCUGUUGUCGGCGGUGGAAUACUGCUAAUUGUUCGCCGAAUGUUCCCCCGUAAGAAAGCAGUCGAGUUGCUACGGUACCCGGCCGAUAUGAUGCGGGGAAAGACGGUAAUUGUGACCGGGGCUAACAGCGGCAUAGGGAAGGCCGUGGCCGGGGAGCUGCUCAAACUCCAGGCCCGGGUGAUCAUGGCCUGUCGGGACCAGCAGAUGGCGGAGGAAGCAGCGCAGGAGAUCAAGAAGCAAGCAGGGCCAGAGCACGGAGAGGUGGUGAUCAAACACCUGGACCUCGCCUCGCUUCAGUCUGUGAGGAGCUUUUGCGAGGAGAUCCUGAAGGUAAAUGUGCAUUUUGCUUAACUUUAUUGGGGUCAGUCUAGGCUAAAUAACUAUUGUAUAUAAGGCAAAAUUGUGUAAAUGUCGGAUCCGCGAAGAUAAAAGACUGAUGCAGUGGAAUAUUCUGUUGUUUGAGCUAUUGGAGGGUAUCGUCUCGUUCAUUCCAUGACCAUCAUACAGUGGCUGUGAUGUUUUGUAAUGAAGAUUACCUUUCAAAGAGCCAUGGUGAGCUGUCCAACGUGCUGAAACAGUCACAUGUGCACAGUCAGUUUGCGUUUGUUUACAAAAGCUAUCAACAUCAAUUCAGUUUUAAAGGGAUUACAUUUAGAGACAAGGUCUUUCUUAUUAAAAUUCCUUCACUUGAAAUCACUUGCAUUGAUUGUAGUUUCUUACACAUGAUAAAUGGAGAUAUAGAGACCAACAUGACACAGUCAUCCAGCCACCACUAAGCAAAACCCCUCCACUAAUGGUACAUUAUGUGUGUCUCAUACAUGCUUGUCUGCCCCUGUUAGGAAGAACAACAAGUCAACGUGCUCAUCAACAAUGCAGGCAUCUACCAGUGUCCCUACACAAAGACAAAGGAGGGUUUUGAGAUGCAGCUGGGGGUCAACCACCUGGGUCACUUCCUCCUCACCCACCUCCUCCUGGACCUCCUCAAGCGCUCCUCCCCCAGCCGCAUCGUGGUGGUUUCCUCCAAGCUCUACAAGUAUGGCAGCAUCAAGUUCGAUGACCUCAACAGGUGCGGUUGGUUCAUGUUAUGUUGUGUAUAUUGUGUUUUUACCUGGAUCCUAUUCAUUAGUGCAGACUGUAGCAAAAUGGUUUGCACUAAAAAACAAAACAACUAUUGUUUAUUAUUGGACAAUAGUUCAAGUUAGUCCUUCCCUGUUUCGGUCAGUUUUCCUCCGUUUGGGCCUAAUGAACACAACCCUUGUGUAAUGUCUGUUGUGUUUCUAUGGAUGAUUCUCCCCUUGAGGGAUAAUUAUAUUUUCUACUUCUAUUGCCACUACAGUGAUAGAAGCUACAACAAAGCCUUCUGCUACAGCCAGAGCAAGCUGGCUAAUCUGCUCUUCACCCACGAGCUGGCCCGGCGCCUGGAGGAGGAGGGCGUCACCGGGGUAACGGUCAACGCCCUCACCCCAGGCAUCGUGAGGACCAGGCUGGGCAGGCACAUCCACAUCCCCUUCCUGGCCAAACCUCUCUUCCACCUGGCCUCGCUGGCCUUCUUCAAGAGCCCACUGGAGGGCGCUCAGACGCCACUCUACCUGGCGUGUUCGCCCGACGUGGAGGGCGUGGUGGGGAAGUGCUUCGCUAACUGCGAGGAGGAGGAGCUGAUGCCCAAGGCGACGGACGAUCAGGCGGCCAAGAGACUGUGGGACCUGAGUGAGACCAUGGUGGGGAUUAAAACUCACUAAGAGACCUGGGAUCCAGACUCUCGCAUAGAGACCAUAUGAGAGACUUGCCCUGGGAAUCAAGUGAAUUGGGGGAUGAUUGAUUGAGACUGUUUGGGGUUUCAUUGGAACUGGGGUCAGUGGGUAAAGUUUCCACCGUUUUUAAUUAACCUCGGUGUGUGUGUGCGUGUGCGUGUGUGUGGGU
Molecule: messenger RNA, 2041 nt
Organism: Coregonus sp. 'balchen'
Lineage: Eukaryota; Metazoa; Chordata; Actinopteri; Salmoniformes; Salmonidae
Source: the annotation of a GenBank genome assembly